Molecule: messenger RNA, 703 nt
Organism: Passer montanus (Eurasian tree sparrow)
Lineage: Eukaryota; Metazoa; Chordata; Aves; Passeriformes; Passeridae
Gene: NME6
Product: NME/NM23 nucleoside diphosphate kinase 6
Exons: 6
Coding region: 130-549 (139 amino acids)
Biological process (GO): CTP biosynthetic process; GTP biosynthetic process; UTP biosynthetic process
Molecular function (GO): nucleoside diphosphate kinase activity
Source: RefSeq, a predicted model, not a curated record
CACGCCGCCAUCCUCCGUCACCGGUUCCUCAUCGUCCGCGCCAAGGAGCUGCGGUGCGGCGCGGAGCAGAGCCGCCGCUUCUACCGGGAGCACGCAGGGCGUUUCUUCUACCAGCGGCUGGUGGAGUUCAUGGCCAGUGGCCCCAUGUGGGCUUACAUCCUGGCCCAUGAGGACGCUGUCCCUCUCUGGAGAUCCCUGAUGGGACCCACUAAAGUGUUCCGAGCCCGACACAGCGACCCAGACUCCAUCCGAGGUGCCUAUGGCCUUACAGACACCAGGAAUACGACCCAUGGCUCAGACUCGGCUGCCUCAGCCAGCAGAGAAAUUGCCUUUUUCUUCCCCGAGUUUGACGAGCAGCGCUGGUACGAGCAGGAGGAGCCGCGGCUGCGGCGGGGGCAGCUGUUCUACAGCGCCCAGGAGCGCGUGCACCGCGUGCUCGGGGCACAGCCAGCACAGGAGACAGUGUCAAAACUGAUUUUUGCUCUCCAAGGAAGUCUUACAGAAUGUCACAGUGGUGCUUGCCCCAUCCCUGGCAGUUUCCUGGGCUGAGUUGGAUGGGCCUGGAGCAGCCUGGAGCAGUGGGUGACAUCCCUGUUCAUGGCAGGGGCAUGGAGCUGGAUGAGCUGAAUGGUCCCUCCCAGCCCAGGCCAUUCCGUGCUGAUGGGUGUGUGUUGCAGCAGUAAAUCAGUCUCCCAGUUGGUCU